GUCUGCGUCAUCUCGCUCGCGCUGUUUCUGGACAUCGAUCGCUUGUGUGAGCCAGCGACGAGCUGUUGCAUCCUUCUCGCGUCCCAUUUGAUCCCAGCCCGCGGCCGAUCCAGAUCCAGGCGCUCGGGCCUUUCACUGCUCCUUAGACAGCCUAAGCCUGGCCGGAUACAUAAUAAACCUUCAGUCCACUCACACAAAGAAGAGAAGCCUCCGUCUCCGCCUUCCGCUCAUCGACAACGCCAGGUCCCUGGGGUGUACCAGAGAGAGAGUCGUUCGUCACCAGUCUCUGUCACGCUCUCUGUCUCUGCAGCAGCUCACGUUGCCGUCGCUCAUUACACCCGUCGCACCCCCCGCCCGCUGUCUCUCUCUCCUCUUCCCUCACCGGCACCCUGCUCCUGUUUUGACGCGUUGUCAUCAAUCAUAUCUUGGAUCCCUCUGCAACCCAGUCGCAUCUCUAGCCGAUCCUAGUCCGUGACCUUGUAACAGGGGGGAAAAGGCAAAGGCUCAUUUCGACGUGGGUUCAAGGACACUUCGUGCUUGCUCGUUAAAACAAAGGCCCACCCGGCUGUAUCUCCAAAUCUUCCCCCAAAUAUUGGGCCUCGCGCAGCCUUGUUCGACCUCGCCUCGUCGCACAGCAUCUGCACAACCUGACAAUCCGGUCUCGCUCAAAGCUCUUGUUCUACGGCCAAAAACCACUCGUCUCACCAAGCACUACUCUGCUUUGUCCGCGAUCCCGUGCCUUGGGAUCGGAUUGCUACCUCGCUCGAAAUUGCGUGGUGGCAUUUGGGACUGACUUGCGCUGACUUGUUGCACCUGUUCGACCUAUAGGCGCAGGUACCAACGACCGUGCUUUCUCUGGGCCACAUCCAGCGAAAGGCCAUCGAGAGCUGACGCGUGGUCUGCCUUCGGGUCAACAAACUCAACAAUCUCCAGCAGCGCGUUCACUUCGCUUUGUCCGUCACGGGCUACAGCAAAGACUGUCCGCUUGGUCGUACACCUGAGGCGACCUUCAAAGCGCGGCCUGACCAUUUGCAGGUGGUAGGAAGUUUCGCCUCCUAUCAGCAUCGAACGCUUUGGCCCCUCGGCCUUUAACAAGAAAACCACCGUCACCGUGGCUGCCGCAGUAGCUCAUCCGACCCAUAUGCACCCUGGGCCGGAUCCGAUGGGUGCUCCAGCAAGCUUCGCGCAGCGCAGACCGAACGCUCCAAGCCUGCCUCAAUUCGACCUUCCACCCUUCCCCAAACACCCAUAUUCGGUUUCAGGAUCGCAAGCAGGUCAAACUCCUGCUAGCCUCGCUAGCGUUGGAAAUCUUCUCACGCCCCCAAGCACAGUUGCAGGAGAUGGUAACAGCCCACAAUUGACUGGCGUUCCAAGUAGCAGUGCUCCACCUCCGGUAGCUUCGACAUAUGCACCGAAUACUGGUUACGCAGCGUGGUCACCGCCAAAUCAAGGCAAUCCUUCAUAUGCGUUCAAUCACAGCAACAACUCAACACAGUCGUAUCAACAUCCGCAGCAACGAACAUACUCACCCCAUCAGAACGUAGUCCGGAACUCGCAGUCCCAAGCGCAGGAGUCACCUAUGCCAGCCGCUCAUUACGAAGUGGCUCAAUCCCCAUAUCAGAACUCGGGUCCGAUGUCGACUCCCGCAACACUUGCUACGAUGGGGCCGCCCCAGAGCCAUCCACUACCGUCUCCACAGCAGCAUUCAGCCCCUAUGAUGGGGUCAUCCACUCCUGUCUCCAGCGCUGCUGGUCCGUCGCCUGUACACACGCAAGAACCAUUCAGACCAGGUCCGUCGCAGUACUACUCGCAUCAACCUCCAAAUACCCCACACUCAGGCUAUCCGUACUCGACAGGGCCAUCUCCAACCAUUUCUACCCCGCUAAGCGCAGGUGGUCCAAUGACCUCCAGGCCUCAGAUGUCACCGGCUACUCCAGGCCCUCUUUCAGCUCCUCCCGUAGGUGCAGGCCACUACCCCGGACGAGCAUUUUCGGCCGGAUAUCCUGGUGCUCCUCAUCAUGGUCCCGUCCUCUCAAAUUUGAGCAAUCCUGGUGGUCCACCAAUGCUUGUGGGGAACUUGCCCACGGGAAUGAUGAACUUCAACAGUGGCCACGCAGCUAGCCUGCAGCACAUGUACAACAAUUCGCCACAUCCGCCCUCGCAGCCAGCACACAAUGAUCGUCCUUUCAAAUGCGAUCAGUGUCCUCAGAGUUUCAACAGAAAUCAUGACCUGAAGCGCCACAAGCGCAUACAUCUUGCAGUCAAACCAUUCCCAUGUGGCCACUGCGACAAGAGCUUCUCCCGAAAGGAUGCCCUGAAGAGACAUAUUUUGGUCAAGGGCUGUGGAAAAGCUCAAGCCGAGGCCGACGCUAAGAAGAGCGAAACAUCAUCAGAUGUCAAGAACGAGAAACACGAUGUCAAACCAAUUCAAGCGUAAUUUUUUCUCCACCAGCUCGAGCGGGCUUGAUUGGCGUUGAUUGUAUCAUUACCUUGUGAAAAGAUAAAUGCGGACUUGGGAAAUGGGCAUCAUUAGGAGGGACGAGUAAUAUUCCCCAACGCCACGAAUAGGAAACUCUGGGAUUACAACGGGAAAGGAGUUUUUGUCGUCGGCGUGUUCUUCGAUCGCGGAUACCUAUCUGUUCAUACCUCGUCGCCCUUGUUACUCCUCCCAUCCCCACCACUAUUACAUCCCUUUCAAUAUCGUCUUUGCUCUUGGGUAUCUAGGCUCGAACGAACUCGAAGUCCGGAAUGAAGGAAAAAAAAGCGCAUUGUGUUCAGGUUUUUGACUGCGCAUGGAAAGGGAAAUGGGGGCAAGGGAAUUAUGAGCGAAGAUUUUUUUUAUCCGACACCACAAUACCCUUAAUGCCUUUUUUGACUUUGGAAGAAUUGAAUCAUUGUUCUCUGA
Messenger RNA from Verruconis gallopava, 2905 nucleotides. RefSeq lists its product as uncharacterized. The transcript has 2 exons. The coding region runs from base 1142 to 2437 and encodes 431 amino acids. Lineage: Eukaryota; Fungi; Ascomycota; Dothideomycetes; Venturiales; Sympoventuriaceae. Gene Ontology annotation, cellular component: nucleus. The record is from RefSeq and is a predicted model, not a curated record.